Tuber aestivum (summer truffle) is the source of this 1478-nucleotide messenger RNA. The record is from the annotation of a GenBank genome assembly. Lineage: Eukaryota; Fungi; Ascomycota; Pezizomycetes; Pezizales; Tuberaceae.
AUGUUUUCCCGAACCCCCCGCCUCCUCCCCCACUCCCACAGACCGGCACUGGUAUUCAAGCAAGCAACAACACCCCUCCCGUCCCUAGCCACAGCCAAAUACUCCAGCAAAGAAUCCCCAACACACGCCUCAAAUUCAAUUCCGAAGCUGGACAAGCCCACACAAUCAUACCCUGGUAUCCAAAGAUCUGGGCUUCCGAAUCCAGCGCUGACAAACACCCUCUCCACGAACGCCCCAGGCAGCCUGCAGGAAGCCGGCUUCGCAAAUGCCCCGCCAAAACUCCUCUCUUCGACCUCCGAGGUGGCUAGAGAAACAAGCCCACGCAAACACAAUGACCCGGGCCCCGGCCUCGCUGGUUCCUUCGGUGGCUCGGCUCCCGAACUCUCCAUCGGCGAGCUAGCCUCCACCGCGGGAUUCCGUAUCGAACCGCUCCCCCGCAUGGGCGAAAGUAUACGUAUCAAGCGCUCCCGUCUCCUCUACCAAUCCCGCAAGCGCGGCAUCCUUGAGACUGACUUGUUACUGUCUACCUUCGCGGACGAGAAUCUGGGAAAGAUGAGUAUGGCGCAACUAGAUGCGUACGAUAGGUUCCUGGACGAGAAUGACUGGGAUAUAUACUACUGGGCGACGCAGACGCUCCCGGCUACUGGCGUUGGGCACACCGAGGGGGCGGGUAAAGAAAUGGCCAGCGUGAGCGCGGAGAGGGGGGGGGAGGAGGGGAAGACGGAAUACGGGCAAGGAGAGUGGGCGCAGACCAUUGGGAGGAAGAAGGAGCCGUAUAGACCUCCACCCAAGAGGUGGGCGGGAAGUGAGACGUUGGAGAUGUUGAGGAGACAUGUCAAGGAGAGGUCUGGUGGUGCGGAUGGCGGAAAGGCGAUUAGGAGGGGGUUAGGGAGGAUGCCGGAUGUUAGAGAGUUCUAACAUGUGCUACUUUGUCCCGUGGUGCUGGAGAUGGAAAAAUAAGAGCCGGAAGGUCGCCUCUUCGCUAUUUAAGGCCCCGCUUUGUAUAGAGCCCACCGGCACCGCGCUCCAUAAUACGCGUCUACUGACAGAAGGUCAUCACCAAUCACUCGUUCAAUUAGAAAAGUGAACUCUCAGCCUCUCGCCCAAUCGGUCAAGCGUGGGUUCAUCCAGCAACGGCAAUCACAUCUGACAGUCUCGGAGCAGCCAUGGAGGUUCCGACUUUGCGAUCCCGUUUAUCACACGAGAGCACUGGCCCCUCCGACGUCCACCUCGUCAUUGGACACCACACGACAAUAAAAGCUACGUACGGCACGAUAAAAUCUCUAGAGUGGGCAGCUUGGCAUCAAUUCCAAAUUCCCAAGUCCACACAUUUCACAUUCUUAUCCAAUCCAGACCUGCCGGCCCAACCAGCAUUCCAGAAAAUCACCCAUCGUUAUCAUGAAUUGGCCGACCAAACAAGAGUAACCAUACGGUUCCCAAUUUUAUGUUAACACCAUCCAAUCCCAAACCACAGCACA